AUGGAAAAUCUUCUGUAUCGACCACCUCAAAGCAACUAUUCAGAAAUCACUGAUCAGGAUGAUAAGACUGUAAGUGAACAAAAUGCACUACAAAGAAAUGUUAAAAAAACAUUGUUUUAUAUUAUUAUAGCAACAAUAGUAUUUAUUCCUAUUUGUAUUUCAUUUCAUAUUGCAACUAGACCACAUUCAUAUACAUGCUCUGCCUCAAAUAAUAAAUUGUUUACAAAAUAUAUUGGACCUAUGUCAAUUGAUAACACAAGUUUAAUUUUACCAAUGUAUGGAAUUAUAACUUUAAAAGGAACCUUUGUUAAUAAAAAAAGAAUUCCUUUAAGUGUUAAUGUCUUUUCUAUAGGAGAUGAUGGAAAGAAAGUAGAUAAUGGAAUUAAGUAUGAUAUUUCUUCGAUUCAAGUUCCAGAAAAUGAUUGUCAAGCUUCAGGAGUUUAUUUUACUCAAUUUGAAAUUUGUAAAACACUUCGGUUUACUCUUGCGGCAAAUAAAACAAAUGCAAAGACAAGAAAUGCUAAAGAAAUCAUUAUUGAUAAAGUGAUGAUUGAGAUUGAGUCUCCACCUUCAAUUGACCAGGACCAAUGUACUUUAGGAAUUGAAUACAUACUAAUUGAUAACACAAAAAUUCAACUGAGUACCAUCAUUAUCCUGAUCCUAAAAGUCUUCUUGUAUGGAAUAGAAAAUACUUAUUUUAUGCAUUACAUCAAAUAG
Molecule: messenger RNA, 717 nt
Organism: Entamoeba dispar SAW760
Lineage: Eukaryota; Evosea; Mastigamoebida; Endamoebidae
Exons: 1
Coding region: 1-717 (238 amino acids)
Source: RefSeq, a predicted model, not a curated record